Molecule: messenger RNA, 765 nt
Organism: Lottia gigantea (owl limpet)
Lineage: Eukaryota; Metazoa; Mollusca; Gastropoda; Lottiidae
Exons: 2
Coding region: 1-765 (254 amino acids)
Source: RefSeq, a predicted model, not a curated record
AUGACUUUAACUGGAGAAUCCACCACUUGGCCAAUCACUAACACUAUUAAACCAGCAAGAUAUUUAAUAGUUGGUUUCAAGAACUUACCAGAUUCUCAAACGAAUAACAAUAAUGUCUUUAGAGUGGCAAUGAACCAAACUCAAGAUCCUUUAAUCCAUAAAGUUCAAGUAAGAUUAAACAACGAUAAUUAUCCUAAACAACCUUUAACAAUUAAUCCAACCACAAAGGAUUAUAAUGAAUUGUAUAGAAACUAUAAAAAUAUGUGUGAAUUAUUUGGAAAUCUACCUCAGUUUGAAUAUGUAGAUUUUGCACUUAAUCAUCCAAUCUUCUGUUUUGAUCUAUCAGCUCACCAAGAAGAUCUUUUCAAAACAGGAGUGAACAUAAAUAUUCAUAUUGAAAAAACACAAGGAGAUGUAACAGAAACUUUAGUCAAGAAAAUAAUAGAAGCUAUAGAAACAGCUUCACCAACUACAAUAACUUAUAAUGGUAAAAAAAUCAGCAUAACUAAAAAACUUAUUGAUAAAUACAAAUAUUGUAAAGUCAGAGACGAUAUAGACUUUGAAAGAAUUGACGCGAACGCAAAAGAAGGUGGAUUUAUAUUUUCGCUACCUUUAAUAUUUAGUGGACUUAUUGCAGCCGGUACAAUAGCUGGUGCUGCAGCUGGUGGAGUAAAAGCUGCCAACGAUAAGAAAGCAGAUGAAGAAACAGCUGCUGCCAACGCAAAAAAAGCAGCCGAAGAACAUAGACAUAAUUUAAAAAUGUAA